Boleophthalmus pectinirostris (great blue-spotted mudskipper) is the source of this 3525-nucleotide messenger RNA. Its product is annotated as phospholipid-transporting ATPase ID-like. The coding region runs from base 87 to 3233 and encodes 1048 amino acids. The record is from RefSeq and is a predicted model, not a curated record. Gene Ontology annotation, molecular function: magnesium ion binding; ATPase-coupled intramembrane lipid carrier activity; ATP binding. Gene Ontology annotation, biological process: phospholipid translocation; Golgi organization. The transcript has 25 exons. Gene Ontology annotation, cellular component: plasma membrane. Lineage: Eukaryota; Metazoa; Chordata; Actinopteri; Gobiiformes; Gobiidae.
CUUUGGUCUGUUCGUCCUCCGAGGGGGAUCCCAAACGGUGAAUGAACCUGUUAGCUCGAGGUCUGAAACAUGGAAUAUAAAUAAAAAUGGGGGCUGUGGUGUCAUUCUUUGAGCGACUGUUCGGGACAGAGAAAAAGAAGGAGGAGGAGCGAUUUCUGCGUGCUAAUGACAGAGCUUUCAACUUGUCUUUUAAAUAUGCUGACAACUCUAUUAAGACCUCCAAGUACAACAUCUUGACGUUCCUGCCUCUAAAUCUGUUUGAACAGCUUCAGAGGCUCGCCAAUGUCUACUUCUGCUUCCUCUUUAUCCUGCAGCUAAUCCCACAAGUGUCUUCUCUGUCAUGGUUCACCACUGCAGUGCCUCUAACCCUGGUGCUGGGUAUGACAGCAGUCAAAGAUGCUGCUGAUGACAUUAACAGACACAAGAAUGACAACCAAGUGAAUAACCGUGAAGUGGAUGUGCUCUUGGAUGGAGACCUGAAAAAAGAAAAGUGGAAAAAUGUGAAAGUUGGGGACAUCAUUAGGCUGGAGAAUAACGAGUUUGUAACAGCUGAUCUUUUGCUGUUGUCGAGCAGUGAACCUCUAAAUCUGGUUUAUGUGGAGACAGCUGAACUAGAUGGUGAAACUAAUCUGAAGGUGAGACAGGCCCUGACAGUAACAGGAGAACUUGGAGACAACUUCGAGGCCCUGACUGCUUUCAAUGGUGAAGUGAGAUGUGAGCCUCCUAACAACAGGCUGGACAAAUUCAAAGGGACCCUGACCUUCAGUGGGCAGUCCUACGCUCUUGACAAUGACAAGGUGCUGCUUCGAGGAUGCACUCUGAGGAACACUGAGUGGUGCUAUGGCCUGGUCAUCUUUGGAGGUGCUGACACAAAGCUCAUGCAAAACAGUGGAAAGUCAAUAUUUAAAAGGACCAGCAUCGACCAUCUCAUGAAUGUUCUGGUGCUUUGUAUCUUUGGUUUCCUGGCCUCUAUGUGCACGGUCUUGGCCAUUGGGAAUGCCAUCUGGGAGUCCAAGGAGGGCACCAAUUUCUUGGCUUUUCUCCCGUAUGAAGAAGGAGCCACGGCUCAGCUCUCCUCUUUCCUCUCUUUCUGGAGCUAUGUCAUCGUGCUCAACACUGUGGUGCCUAUUUCUCUAUAUGUCAGUGUGGAGAUCAUUCGUCUGGGGAACAGUUUCUUCAUCGACUGGGACCGUAAGAUGUACUACCCCAAGAGUGACACGCCCGCCCAGGCCCGCACCACCACCCUGAACGAGGAGCUGGGCCAAAUCAAGUACAUCUUCAGUGACAAGACAGGAACACUCACACAGAACAUCAUGACCUUCAACAAGUGCUCCAUCAACGGCAGGAAUUAUGGGGAGCUGUUUGACUUCUCUGGACAAAGGGUCGAAAUCACAGAUAAAACAGAAAGAGUGGACUUCUCUUGGAAUAAACUGGCAGAUCCAAAGUUUAUGUUCCAUGACCACAGCCUAGUGGAGACGGUGAAGGAGGGCAGUCCUGAGGCACAGGGAUUCUUCAGACUGCUGGCUGUGUGUCACACUGUCAUGCCUGAGGAGAAGAACCCAGGGGAACUUUACUACCAGGCCCAGUCACCAGAUGAGGGCGCUCUUGUGACAGCAGCCAGAAACUUUGGCUUUGUGUUCCUGUCCCGUACUCCAGAGAGCAUCACUGUGGUGGAGAUGGGACAACACAUCACAUACGAGCUGAUCGCUGUUCUGGACUUCAACAAUAUCCGAAAGAGGAUGUCCGUUGUAGUGCGCAAUCCAGAGGGCAAGACAACUCUGUAUUGUAAAGGCGCUGACACCAUCAUCUAUGAAAGACUGCAUCCAUCUUGUAAAAAACUGAUGGAGGUGACGACUCAGCAUCUUAAUGAGUAUGCAGGGGAUGGGCUGAGGACACUGGUUCUGGCCUAUAAGGACUUGGAUGAAGAAUAUAUGGAGGACUGGAGACGCAGGCACCAUGAGGCCAGUAUAGCCAUGGAGGGAAGGGAGGAGAUGCUGGACCAAUUGUAUGAAGAGAUUGAGAAAGACCUAAUGUUACUGGGAGCCUCAGCAGUGGAGGACAAACUCCAGGAUGGCGUUCCUCAGACAAUUGAGCAGCUGGCUAAGGCCGACAUAAAGAUCUGGGUGCUGACUGGGGAUAAACAGGCUGCUCAUAUUGGUGUAGGGAUCAGCGGGCAGGAGGGCAUGCAGGCCGUACUGUCCAGUGACUUCUCCUUUGCUCAGUUCCGGUACCUGCAGCGCCUCCUAUUGGUGCACGGCCGCUGGUCUUACCUGCGCAUGUGCAAAUUUCUACAGUAUUUCUUCUACAAAAACUUCACCUUCACUUUUGUGCAUUUUUGGUACGCCUUCUUCUGUGGCUUCUCUGCACAGACAGUGUAUGACGAGUGGUUCAUCACUUUUUAUAACUUGGUAUACACAGCCCUCCCUGUACUUGGCAUGAGCCUAUUUGACCAAGAUGUGAAUGACCGAUGGAGCUUCCAGUACCCUCAGCUAUAUGUCCCAGGGCAGCUCAACUUCUACUUCAGUAAAAAGAUUUUCGUGCGGUGCAUGCUGCAUAGUUGUUAUAGUUCCCUCGUCCUGUUCUUUGUCCCCUGGGCAGCCAUGGUGGACACAGUUCGGGAUGACGGCAAAGAUAUUGCAGAUUAUCAGUCCUUCGCUCUACUGGCCCAGACCUGUCUUCUGGUGGUGGUCAAUUUCCAGCUUUGUUUGGAUACCCACUACUGGACGGCAGUGAACCAGUUCUUUGUUUGGGGCAGUUUAUCGGCUUACUUUGCCAUCAGCUUCACCAUGUACAGCAAUGGGAUGUUUCUCAUUUUCACUUCUGCUUUCCCUUUUAUAGGCACAGCAAGAAACUCCUUAAACCAGCCCAGUGUGUGGCUGACCAUCCUGCUGACCACUCUGCUGUGCAUCCUGCCUGUGGUGGCUGUACGCUUCAUUUUUUACCAGCUUCGCCCAACUAUCAAUGAUAAGGUGAGGUAUAAAGUGAGAAAAGAAGCUCUCCCCGCUCCCGCCCCUCGCCGCCCUCCUCCUCGACGAAUCAGUACACGGCGUUCGGGAUACGCCUUCUCCCACAGCCAGGGCUAUGGAGACCUGGUCACGUCCAAAUGGGUGCUCCUCAAACGGAAGAGCAGACCUCCACUUUUCACCAAAACCAGCGACUCUCCUCUGGCCCAGAACCAACCUCAGCUCUACCGCACUAUCACCGAGGAGAACGAGGAGGCACAGACUCUGUAGGCUGCAAGGACUACAAACAUGGCCGACUGGCAUUUAGAGUGUUUUACAUAGAGGUGCACUUAUGAGAGGAAGCACAGGGUAAAUGUCUUUUUAUAAAGAAAACACUUGAGAUUAGCCUUAAAUGAGAUUAAAAACUCCAAACUGAAAAUUAUUAUUACAUUUGCAUUUUGUAAAAUAUGUGCCAUACGCUUAAGUAUAGAAUCAUUAAAAUUGUGGCAAUGUCAGUUUUAUGCAUUUUUAAUAUUGGCUGUGCAUUUACAUAAAUAAAAUAAAUAUUGAAAAAAUGUUUUGU